UGCGCGGGCACCUUGCGCGGCACCUUGCGCGGGCGGCACCUUAGGCAACGAAAAAAACGUUGUGUUUUUUGGGCCAUGGAGCAGCCUUUACAAAUGGCUGAGCCUGAGCCUGAUGAUGUCCCCUACUGUCGGCAGAAGGCCCGUUGCUGCUGUUGUAAACCUCCCAGGUGGACGCACUGUCCCAUUUGUUUGCUGGUUUUCUAUGUGCUGCUGAUGCCUGCCAUUUACGUCGUGGCCCACUUCUUGGUGUAUCCUGGUGACGACUACGCCAACGUCGAUGGCUCACUCUACGGCGCCAGCUGCAAGGUUUUCAACUUCACGGGGCGCAAUGGACCCGUGGCGGCGGAACAGUGCGUCAGCGCUGCAAAGGGAACGACCUCGGGCCCGGUGCCGGUGGUGGCCUUUGGCGGCAACGGCAUGAACAUGUAUGACACCGUCGAGUCAGUGUUGGACUUUUUGCCAAAGGACCAGCAGUGGGAGGUCUAUUCAUUUUCCUUCCCUGGGUCUCAAUAUGCCCCGCGGAGCGGCUGGACAACUGAACGCCGCACUGAAGCAGAUGCUCUGGAUUUGCUACAGCAUAUCAGUGCCAAGAAGGAGCAAAAGAUUGUCGUCUUCGGUUGGUCACUGGGCUCUUCAGUGGCCGCUUUCGUGACCAGCCAAAAACCCGACCUCGUGCAGUGUGUGAUGCUGGGGAAUCCCUUCACCAGCAUUCGAGAUGUGGCCCUUUCUUGGACCUACAACUUCGCUGCCCUCUAUCUGUACCUGUUGGACACGUGGCCCACGAAGGCUUUCGCAGCGAACUUUGGGGUUCCGAGCAUCGUGAUGUCUUCCCUGGAAGAUCAAGUCGUGCCGGUGUGGAUGCACGGUGAAAUCUACAAGCAGGUGCCAGUCUCUGAGAAGUUGUUGGUAGAGCUGCAGGUAGGACACAUGGACAUGUUCAUGUUCAGACAAGAUACAGCGAAAGCCAUCCACCAGUGGUGUGUACCCAGCUCCACUGAGCACAGGCUUAUAUGAGUCUGGCCGUCCUCGAAAAAAGAGACAGUCGCCAGGGGCGUUGUGCCG
Messenger RNA from Cladocopium goreaui, 1062 nucleotides. Lineage: Eukaryota; Dinophyceae; Suessiales; Symbiodiniaceae. The record is from the annotation of a GenBank genome assembly.